Messenger RNA from Corapipo altera (White-ruffed manakin), 1242 nucleotides. RefSeq names its product HAUS augmin like complex subunit 2 (gene HAUS2). Gene Ontology annotation, cellular component: HAUS complex; centrosome; mitotic spindle microtubule. Gene Ontology annotation, biological process: spindle assembly; centrosome cycle; microtubule nucleation. The record is from RefSeq and is a predicted model, not a curated record. The transcript has 6 exons. Bases 22 to 849 code for a protein of 275 amino acids. NCBI's taxonomy places the organism in Eukaryota, Metazoa, Chordata, Aves, Passeriformes, Pipridae.
CAAUUUCCUGCCGCGCCCAGCAUGGCGGCCGGCGGGCCCUCCGUGUCGGAGGCGUCCCACCGGGAGACUGGAAAGCCCGGCGAGCUAGAGAGGUGCUGCCGCGCACUCGCAGCCGUGGAGGCCGCCAGGCCCUGCCCCUGCAGGGUGGACGAGCCCAAGCUGGAGCUGAGCUCGGGGCUGGACGUGGGCAGCCAUGAGGAGCGGAGCGGCUCCCGCCCGCUCUGGAAGCCCGGGCAGCCCUCGGCGGCGGCCGCGCUGCUGGAGCGGUGCCUGGCGGCGGGCGCCGUGACUCAGGAGACAUUGGAUUUGACUCGCAGAGAAACGCCAUGCUUUGUGAAAUUCUCAGAGAUGGAAAAAAUGGCAAACAUGCAAGCUGAAAUCAAUGAGAUAAAACUGAAAACUGAAAUGAUGCAGUUGGAGAAUGAGACAGCAGACAUUACUCACCUUUUUUACUUAGGGAAAAAGUAUGAGAUUUUGCAAGAUAUGAACAAUCACUUGGAAGCUGUACUGAAAGAGAAGAGGGCUCUCAGAAAGAGGUUGAUAAAACCCAGAUAUCAAGAGAGCCUGCCUAUUGAAGCUACUUUCCACAAGUGUAUAGUAGAGUUGUUGACUGAUGCUGUGACUUUCACUGGGAAGCUUGAAAGCCAUUUGCAGUCUGUAAGAAGCAUCCCUCAGGUACCGAAUAUGAUGAAGAAUAUGGACACCGCUUUGACAAAAACAGAGGUGUUCGUGAUGGAAUUGGAGGAGCUGACAGAGCAAAUACUGAAAUGGAGAGAACUGCAAAAAGAAGUGUAUUCUGACAGCAUACGCAAUCGUGCUGAAUUGGACUUUGGCUUAUAUUUAACCUAACAAAUCAUUUUCCUCAAAUAGGAUUUCCUCCUUCAAAAAACUACCUUCUUAUGGUCUUCUGUGAAAACUGCAACACAGCUGUGCUGUAAUCCAGCAGAGACUUUGCAGGUAGUUGUAUUUCUGUUAUUAAGUAACAGUUCUCCAACUAUUUACUGGAAAAAAAGGAUAGUGAGCAGUAGCUCACAGGAAGACAGGCUAUUGAGAAGCCUGUUAAGGAAUUACUUUUUGGAGUAGCUGGAUAGGAUUCCCUUGGAGGCUGUAUCUUCAAUGGAAAUUUGUUUUGAUAAUUUCUUAUGCAUUUGCUCUAGUGUCUUUAUUAAUUUUUUUAAGAAUCUUGAUAAAACAUUGUAUUUUUUAUGCCACUUUAAUAAAAGCACUAGAUUUCAAGAACUC